Messenger RNA from Cicer arietinum (chickpea), 963 nucleotides. RefSeq lists its product as uncharacterized. The record is from RefSeq and is a predicted model, not a curated record. Lineage: Eukaryota; Viridiplantae; Streptophyta; Magnoliopsida; Fabales; Fabaceae. Gene Ontology annotation, cellular component: mitochondrion. Gene Ontology annotation, molecular function: zinc ion binding; protein-folding chaperone binding. Gene Ontology annotation, biological process: protein folding; protein import into mitochondrial matrix; protein stabilization.
AGGAGUAAGGGAGUGUUUUGUUUUGUUUAGUUUAGUUUAGAGAGAAUCUGAAAAUGGAAAGUUUGAGCUCAUCUUCUUCUUCUGCAACGCUACCCUCUUUUUCCAUCUUCUUCCCUUCUUCAACUACAAGAACUUCCCUUUCUUCUUCCAAGCCCACUCACUUUCGUCUACCUUCUUCCAAGCGUGAUGAUGGUCACGAUUUAGACUCCAAAUCGAAAUCAAAGGAUGAGAUCAACAACAUCAACCUUCCAAUUCUUUCUCAUCGACGCCUCUCCCUUUCUCCUCUUUCUAAUGAUGCGGCGAUGGGGCUGGUCUUGAGUGCUGCUACGGGUAGAGGAUGGACAACAGGUUCAGGGAUGGAAGGGCCCUCUGUUCCUGCUGUUGGCAGUGAUGAUCAAUUAGGGACAGGGAACAUCUCCACUUUCCCAUGGUCACUCUUCACAAAAUCCCCGAGGCGAAGGAUGCUUGUGGCUUUUACUUGUACCAUCUGUGGCCAGCGAACUACGCGCGCUAUUAACCCUCAUGCUUACACUGAUGGCACUGUUUUCGUUCAGUGCUGUGGGUGCAAUGCGUAUCAUAAGCUUGUGGAUCACUUGAACUUGUUUCAGGAGACGAAUUGCUAUCUGAAUUCAAGUUUUAAUUAUAAAGGUCCUGGAUGGGAUGAUCUUAAGUUCAGGUACAUGGACAUAGAUAGCGACAAUGAUGAUGAUAUAUUCCCCGACAAUGAUGAUAUAUUCCCUGUUACAUGAAUGAAUUGCCAGAUUAUGGAGCAUAUAUUUUCUGCCUCUGAUCUUAAGGAAUUUUAGUUUAGGUGUUGUGUAUAUUGUUUAUGUUUUCAUGCUUAAUAGUAAAGUUUGUCAGAGGAUUGCUUUGUAUAGUUAUAUAUUAAUAUGUGCAUGUAUAGUUGUACUGUCAUGAAUUUGAUAAUGUACAAUAUAUUACAUAACUAUUUCCUUUGCUUCU